UCAUGCAUCUUGUGAUCUCUUAUCUUAUAUCGCUCGAGAAAAAUGGAAAAAAAUACCCUGUUUUUGACUAACGUGAUCAGAGAUCACGAGAUCAUCAGCAAGCCGUGGAUUCGAUAUUUGUUUCUCUUCAAAGCACUAGUUCUAGAAUUGACUGACGUCCUACAGAAUGGUGAUUGCAAAAUUACUUGACAUGUAUAUAUCAUACAAUUGAUGAGCCCGGAUAACAAUUAUGCCCAGGGAGAUAGCAAUAAAGAGAUUUCAAGAGAGAUUUGGAAAGAUGUUAAGAUCCCCCAUUGUGCUAAUCGUACUACUUGCCUGCAUUCAAGCAUGCAUUGCAAAUGAAGAAUGGAAGCAGCUUCAUCGAAAGCAGCCACAAGGGCAGCACAGCGUCGUAAACGCAGCAGCAGCAGCAAGAGACAUUAAUCUGGGUGAAAGUGAUUUCCAGUGCCCGACUGGCUACGUUGUCUACCCUGAUACUCAAUGCAACCGAUAUUAUACUUGCUAUGGAGGCCAGCCAACCUAUUUAAUGCAGUGCGAAGCAGAUUUGCUCUUCGAUCUGACUUACUACGGUUGCAACUGGAAAGAACAGGUUGACUGUGGUGAUCGUGUUCCUCCUGGACAAGUGACGACAACUACUCAAACACCAAUUGGAAAUUUUACCUGCCCGGAAGCGAAUGGGUUUUUUGCAGCUUAUCCUGAUUAUUGCGACCCCAACUACUUUGAAUGCCUUGAUUGGGUUCCCUAUCCUGCCAAAUGUCCAGCAAACGGCGUUUUUGAUCCGAUUUCAAAAGUCUGCGUCUCGCCUGAUUCACCGGCUUGCACAAAAUACACAACCACCCCCUCAACUACCACCCCUCCGAUUACCACUACGACAGCGGCCUUUCAGUGUCCAGCCGAAGACGGUUUUUAUCCAAUAAGCGAAACCACCUGCAGUAGUAACUACUAUGCAUGCCUCGAUGGAAAUGCAUACCUUGAAACUUGUCGGGGCUACAGCGUGUUCGACCCAAUUGAAAAGAUUUGCACCACUAAUAGUUCCUUUUGUGGUGUGAUUACGUCACCUACGGCUUCACUCACGUCAACCACGUCAGCUGCAACACCGACAACCACCAAGCCUUCCGGAACGUCCGCUCCAUUCACCUGUCCAUCGCCAAAUGGAAAUUUUGCCGAUCCCAACUCCUGCAACCAAUACUACCAAUGUUCCAACUCUAAUCCUAAUCUAUUUGUUUGUCCGGCAGGCCUUGUUUUCAAUCCUGCAAUUGGAACAUGCGAUUGGCCUUACAACGUUCCAGGCUGUGAAGGAGGUUCAUCAGAUCAGGCCGGAUCGCAACAAAGAAACAAGUUUGGUGGGGAAAACGCUCGCAUUUCUGUUGACAAAGGCGCCAAGAUUUAAAAUAACGGAUUUAUUAGUUCGGGCCUUUCCGAAAAAUGUAAGGAUGACGAAACUAGAAAUAUGGCAACUUUUACAUUAUAUGCCCUUCACCUAAAAAUGUUUAACAACCCGGUUGUGAACAUAUGACAAUUUAAGACUCAACUCCAGAAUACAGUUUACAUAGCAAUAAACGCGGUCUGUUGUAAA
Daphnia pulex (common water flea) is the source of this 1576-nucleotide messenger RNA. RefSeq names its product chitin-binding domain protein cbd-1-like. The transcript is spliced from 13 exons. Gene Ontology annotation, cellular component: extracellular region. Lineage: Eukaryota; Metazoa; Arthropoda; Branchiopoda; Diplostraca; Daphniidae. Bases 230 to 1390 code for a protein of 386 amino acids. Gene Ontology annotation, molecular function: chitin binding. The record is from RefSeq and is a predicted model, not a curated record.